Messenger RNA from Camellia sinensis, 345 nucleotides. Lineage: Eukaryota; Viridiplantae; Streptophyta; Magnoliopsida; Ericales; Theaceae. The record is from RefSeq and is a predicted model, not a curated record.
AUGGAGCUCAGGUUUCUAAUAGUCUUGGAUGAUAUCUGCACCAAUGAUGACUGGCUCAAAUUUGUGCGUCCCUUUGCAGACGCUGCGAAUGGUAGCAGAGUCACAAUCACUACUCGUGACUCUAAGGUCGCGUCGGAGGUAGAUCCGUGGAGUCAUCCUCUGAAUCUGAUGCAGUUAACAGAAGAGGAUACUUGGGCAUUGUUCUUGAACAAAGCAUUGCCAGAAAAUAGUUCAGAGAAUAAUUUAAACAAUGUCGAGGCUAAAAUUUUGAGUUUAUGUCGCGGUUUGCCUAUGGCAAUUGUCUUGUUGGGAGGCUUGUUAUCGACUGUGGAAUUAAGCGAGUGA